AGUCACCUCCUCGCUGCAACCGGGGGCCAUGAGAGCUGCUCUCCUCCUCAUCCAUCUGCCGCCGGCGCCGCUUUCGCCACCGCAGCCAAUAGCUGCCAAACACUCCGCACUCAUCGUUCCGCCAUGCCUCAACCUCCCGCGUCUCACCUUCUCAUCUCUCACUUCUAGACCCCUAUCCAACCCCAGAAACAAAAACCCCUUCAUAGCCAGGGCCGACGAAGGCGACGCCGAUAGCGGAGGUCCUGACGACUACGACAUGGACGAGGAGGAGGUGGAAGAGGUCGACAACAAGAAGGACUACGACGUCGAGUACGACCCCCUUGCAGCGGCGGCCGCGGCAGCUUCGGUUACCGACGACAUCGCCAUGGUGCAGAGCAAGAGCUUCGUGUCGACCCAGGGUUGGGAUUCGGAAAUGGUGGUGGAUUAUAGGAUCAACGAGGACGAGUUUCACAAAAUUAGCUUGUUUGAUUGCGAUUUCUUCAUUAGGAAGCCGCCUGAUCCGGAUAACGAUGUCUAUGACUUCAGAGAGAUGUAUGUUACUCCUCCGGACACAGAUGUGUACGCCAUUCCAAGGGUUCUUGCGCCAAUGCCCCAGAAGUACAUUCGCUGUGCAAAGAGUGAUUAUGGAUGCUACGAUGUCACAGAACCACCCAUUGAUGCGCCUCGGGAUCCAUUGUACAAGUCCGAGAGGGAGGUUUGGAAGGUUUUCUUGACGAAACACUACAGGAAUCGGAGGUUGGCUGACCCAGAAUUUGUGCUUGAUUUUGAGGAGAUUUAUGUAAUCGAUUCAAAAACAAAAUCAAUAACCAGAGCUAAAGUUGUGGUCACAGCUCCUGGAGGAAGGAACAGGGAUAGAAAGAGCGACUUGCUAGUUAUACGUGAUAAGGGGAACUCCUUCAAAAUAAUUCAUGCGAGUGAAAAAGAUGAUCCCACUACAGUGAUAGAGAGAGAAGAGUGGACAAAAAGCCGAGAAGACAUGGAGAGACACCUUAGGAAGCUAAGGGACUUCAGCAUUUCAAAUUGGUUCUAAUCAACUGGCAUUUGAAUCUGGGGAUUGGUUCAUGGAAAUCUGCAACAAAACGCAGAGUUUUUGAAGUGGUGCAGGUACGAAUGCUUUGAGCUUCAGGAUACAUACACAGAUUGGCAUGAUACAUGCACCAUCCCUUGACAAAGGGUGUUUCCACUUCUGCUGAAUCCUGGGAGUUAAGAACCUAAUGGAUUCAAUGAUCUUUAGGUUCUUCCCUCAGCCCCAUUUUGCAAAUAUGCAGAGAUGACUUCCCUUGAUCUUGUAUUUAUUUUGCUGUAAAAUUUUGGGGUGAGAUGGAUGCCAACUUCCACAUGUUCCCCUUCAUACUAAUUUUCUUUAAUCUAAUCAGAUUGGUGAGCUUUUAUCAUGCUA
Vitis riparia (riverbank grape) is the source of this 1399-nucleotide messenger RNA. RefSeq lists its product as uncharacterized. Gene Ontology annotation, cellular component: plastid-encoded plastid RNA polymerase complex. NCBI's taxonomy places the organism in Eukaryota, Viridiplantae, Streptophyta, Magnoliopsida, Vitales, Vitaceae. The record is from RefSeq and is a predicted model, not a curated record. The transcript has 6 exons. The coding region runs from base 29 to 1030 and encodes 333 amino acids.